UUCUUUUUUACGGUAGCAGAAGUUAAGUUAAAGAAAAUCGCGCCCUCUGGUGGCGAACUACAACAGCUGCAGUUUCAAACGCUGCCUAAAAUAUGCUCUAUCCCUUUAAUAAUAUCAAAACAAACAGAAAACUUACUUUGCUUUGAUUUAUACACACAUAUUUCGCAUUUAGUGAAGUAAUCAACAAGAUGUGAAGAAUUUGAGGCAUAUAAUGAUGAGGUUUCGUUUUCUCACACUGGCUGAUUUUUUUCUGGAUGGUCUUUAUCUGCAGACACUCCUCCUCUUCCUCUCCUGCUGCUGCGGUGGGAUCUGCUUCUCGGACCAUGGCGCUGCGCUCUGAACACUUCACUGUAUACGUGGCGUUGUGUUUUCUUCUUGUAGCAUUAUGUACCGUCACUGUAAGAGCUUCCGGAGGUAGCGGAUCUAAAGUUUUGUCUCUUUUGCAGCCGUAUGACUUUCUGUAUUACAGCGGGGUCCGCGCUUAUUACGGAGGGGAGUGGGCAAAGGCUGCAGAGCUGCUGGAGAAAUCCAUCCAGACCAAGGAGGCUCUGCUGAGAGCCCGCAGACAGUGUCACGAUGACUGUGUGGCAUCCGGAACCAAGGCUUUCAACAAACUGGACUCAGAGGAGGGCAGCAUGUGGGACCUCUGGGCUCUGGACUGGAUUCAGCAAAAAGCCGAGUGUCUGAGGUUCUGCAUCGGACGCUCCGUCGCCCCGACGGGACAACUUCCUGUUUCUAGUGACAUCGAAUAUGAAUUCAACACUCGCAACCCCUACAACUUCCUACAAGUCACUUACUACAAGUUAGAGAAGUUGAAAAAGGCGGCGUCUGCAGCUCACACGUAUUUCGUGGCCAACCCAAGUCACCUGGAAAUGAGGAACAACAUCGAGAAGUACAGGCGCAUGGAGGGAGUGACGGAGGACGACUUCCAAGACAGAGAGACUGAGAAACAUUGGGUCCUGUACGAUGCAGCCAUGCAGCACGAAGCGUCGUCCGACUGGCUGCAGGCGGCGGAGAAAUGGCGAGCGUGUGUGAAUGAAACUCUGUGGCGGAUAGACGAGUGCAGGGUGCAGUGUGAGGUUUCACCGCAGCUGCUGCCCGAGGACCGCGGAGUGGACGGGGUGGACGGCGCCUUCGAAAAGGCUGCAGCUCUGUCCCUGUCCCUCCUCUCAUGCCGGCAGUCCUGCGUUACUCAGGUCGCCACACGACCCGGACGGAUUUCUGCACAGGAGGAUUUCUUACCGACUCAGCUUGAGCAUCUGCACAUUGCACAGUUUAAAUCUGGCGAUGUGAGUGGAGCGCUGCAGACACUUCGCUCCUUUCUGCUGUUUUACCCAAAUGACAGGGACUCCUUAGACAACCUGCAGCUCUACUAUGCGACACUAGGGGGCGACGCCGAGUCACACGGCAUCCAUCCAGCUCAGGAAAUUGCCAAAUACGUCAACCAGUCGUUGCAGGAGAAGAGCCUGUUGUAUUUCGGUGUGGAGAAUCUGAACUUUACUUUCACGGACCCGGAUCUCUGGACUCCAGAGGAUGUUGUGCCUGAAUCUCUCAGGAAAAACUGGAGAGCAGAAAAACAGGUGAUAAAUGAGAAAAUAAAGGAAGGAGAUCAGAUAGAAGAAGUGGACGACAGCGGGUUUUAUGCAGGGGGUUCGGUCCCACAGGUGGGAGUGACCAUAACCAUGGACGAUGACGCUCUAAACGGGACAAACCGGGUCGUUCUGGACGGAGUCAUGACUGAGAAGGAGUGUGAUAAAAUACUGCAGCUGGCAACUGUCGCGGCGUCGCUUGGCGACGGUUACAGAGGACGGCGGUCCCCGCACACUCCUCAUGAGACGUUCGAGGGUCUCACCAUCCUCAGGGCUGUGAAGCUGUCCCAGGAAGGACUGGUGGACCAGUCAGACACCAGAUUGCUCCAUGAGCUGGGUGAGAGAGUGAGGACCCUGCUGCACUCCUACUUCAGGAGUCCCUCAGGGCUUUUCAUCUCCUUCACACACCUGGUGUGUCGCAGCGCCGCUACGGGUGAGCAGGAGGGCAGGAUGGAUUUGUCUCACCCCGUUCAUGUCGAUAACUGUCUCCUGGAGCCAGAAACCAAACAGUGCUGGAGGGAACCGCCUGCCUUCAUACACAGAGACCUCAGCGCCAUUCUCUACCUGAACGACAACUUUGACGGAGGAGAGUUGUUCUUCACUGAGCGAGACGCCAAAACAGUAACAGCUCGAGUUAAGCCCAGCUGCGGUCGACUGGUGGGCUUUUCGUCCGGGCCGGUGAACCCCCACGGCGUGACAGCCGUGACCCGGGGUCGGCGCUGCGCUCUGGCCCUCUGGUUCACCAAGGAGAAGCUCUACAGGGACAUGGAGCGAGAGGAAGCAGAGGCCAUGUGGGCCGCCGACGGACAGAGCGCGUUGAAGAAGGACGAGGAGGAGGAGGAGAAGGAGGGCGGCGCCACUGUGGGCCGCAACGCCCGGAGCCACGCGCCCAAAGAACGGAGCAGAGGGAGAAACGCUGUAACGGGCCGCAAGGACGAGCUGUGACCAUCAGAAGAGACUCUCAAGACUGGAACUUAUUUUCACCAUUCAGUUUCCACUCAAGCAUCUCACGCCAUUUGUUUUUUAAUUCUGUGUCCAAUUUGUGCUUUACUUAUGCUGUGAGCGAUGGAGAGCCGCCGCCUCUGUGAUGUCAGUCUGUAUCGCUGCUCCGGAUGCUUCUCCGACCAAUCACUGAAUUUGAAAAUGGAAAGAAUAUAAUGUGCAUUAAAUGUGACUGUUUACCAGCGAAGCAUGAGUGCCACAUGCCAAAUGCACGCAAGAGGAAAGAGGAUUACAGACGGAGAGAGAGGUUAGAAACGGUGGCAGAGAAAGGCCAGGCUAAAAAGAUCUGCUGAGCGAUUUACCUCCGCCGGCCGGUUUUAUUCUGUGCUGAAUUUGAGGAAAAUGAUGAAGUUUGACUGACAUGAGCGUGACGCACAACACUCUGCUAACAAAAAACAACAAAAAACCAGGAGAGAAAUGUUGGAUAGAGAGGGAGAGAGAGAGGUGAGCGAGGGUAGAAAAAAAAGGAUAGAAAUAGAGAGAUUACUGUUAAUCCCUUAUAAAUGAGUGCAUUUGUUUAUUAAGCUUAAAAAGUCUCCCAUUUAGAAUAUGGAUUAUUAAUCCAAGGAGAGAGCACUUAAUCAUACACAUCCAGUGGUGACAGCCGGCCGGCUUCCCACUGCAGCCUCAUCGUUCCCAUUACAACCAGUGCCUCUUUGCAGCCCAUAUUAACACUCUGCGCUGUAAUCCGACACAAAUUUGGGUCGACCGGCUCCUUUAAUGUAGUUUUAACCCUUUCCUUUCCUCGCUAUACAAAACGUCGGGGUUAAUCUCCUCCCAGGCAGGUGGCAUUAGGCUCCCGACUGCCUGGUGCUGCGAUCGCGUCCACGUCCAGACGUCUUCCUGCUGUUUGGGGUUUCAGCAGAAAUUACAUGAAACUGAAAUCAGAGCUUCCUGCUGUCGGUCUUUUCCUCAAAAUCAGGAGCUCUGCUUGGUUUUCUGUGAAUGAACCGACUCAUCUGGUUGAUUGUCUUUGAUUUGUUUUUAGAUCUACAGAAGUAGAUUUACCAUAAGCACGAGGUUUGGUCUGGAAAACAUGAAAAUAACGUUUAAAAGAAUAAAAUUUAAUUUAAAAAUUGCA
Messenger RNA from Poecilia latipinna (sailfin molly), 3672 nucleotides. RefSeq names its product prolyl 3-hydroxylase 3 (gene p3h3). Gene Ontology annotation, cellular component: endoplasmic reticulum. Gene Ontology annotation, molecular function: iron ion binding; L-ascorbic acid binding; protein binding. The coding region runs from base 255 to 2534 and encodes 759 amino acids. Gene Ontology annotation, biological process: collagen metabolic process. The record is from RefSeq and is a predicted model, not a curated record. The transcript has 16 exons. NCBI's taxonomy places the organism in Eukaryota, Metazoa, Chordata, Actinopteri, Cyprinodontiformes, Poeciliidae.